Messenger RNA from Hypanus sabinus (Atlantic stingray), 1138 nucleotides. RefSeq names its product small nuclear RNA activating complex, polypeptide 5 (gene snapc5). Gene Ontology annotation, biological process: transcription initiation at RNA polymerase III promoter; transcription by RNA polymerase II. Bases 347 to 655 code for a protein of 102 amino acids. Gene Ontology annotation, cellular component: nucleus. Lineage: Eukaryota; Metazoa; Chordata; Chondrichthyes; Myliobatiformes; Dasyatidae. The transcript is spliced from 4 exons. The record is from RefSeq and is a predicted model, not a curated record.
CAGAGUCGCAUGGGACUGCCGGAAGCCGAUGGAGGCAGCCUCAGGGAGACGGAGCAACGGUGUGGUGCAGGGCUAAUCAAAUUCCCAACUAAACUAAACAAUCCCUCCUGUACAAGGUACUGACCGAUUGGGAACAACUUCUCUUCACGUCAUACUGCUUUUUUUUUUGCCUUUAAUUAGUAGUGUACGUGACCAAAGCUGCUUAUCCUGAUCUUCAUACGUGGGCUGCUGCUCUCGGCAGGAGUGCAGUGUAUGAAAGAGGGAGAGCGACAUCUCAUAAAGGUUCAGUAAACUUUGAGUGAAUUUAACGUCAAGCAGGUGAGCUGAGGACUGCUUGAGGCUUAGAAUGUUGAGUCGGCUACAGGAGCUGAAAAAAGAGGAGGAAGCUCUGCUGAAGAUCAAAACCACUUUACAGGAUCAGUUAAACAGACUGAAGGUGGAAGAGUUGGCCUUGCGAUCCAUGAUCACAACCAAAGAGCAAGGUGACGCAGUUGACAAUGAUGAGAAUGGACAGGCACCUGAAUCUCUGGAGUCCUUGAUGCAGGUAGACAAUGAAUGUGCCAUCAAUCAAACCCAGCUUCAGCUGAGCACAUCCCAGUUCGUUACUCAUGUAAGACAGGAGGAGGAGGAGGAGGAGGAAGAGGAAUACAAUUAAAUGAAAUUUUGUGGCAAGACUAACAGUGCAUGGGUGUUUGCAAUAUUUUUUUUUGAAGCCAAAGAUGAAGAUAAUGGUAGGACAGAUAUCAGGCUAUGUGUGAUGCAGUCCGUAACUUCUGAAACAUUAUGUGGAAUUUGAAUCUAGAAGGUCGUCUUCAUUGCUGCAUCUCCUGGAUGGAAACUGAGAAGGAAAGGCUGCAGAGGCGGUGGAAAUGAGUGACCUGCAUAGAAAUGUGUUAUUGACACAAGCUGUUGGGACUUGAAAAAAAUGAAAUCAGACGUGCAAGAACACAUGAGAAGUAGGAGGAUGUGAAGUUUCAUGAUUCUGAUGGACGUUGCUGGGAUCUUAGAACAAUGUUGCUGGAUAACUGGAUUACAGUCAUACACUGUGGACAUCUUAUUGAUUUAUUGCAUCACAUAGGGAUCUCUGAUGGUAACUAACUAUUAAAACAGUAUUUUUAAAUAAAGGUCUGUGGAAAAA